UUCGUCUCCCAGGCUCCGUUCCCUUCAAGCUGCGGCCCCCCCCAGCUUCAUCUGCACCUGUAGACACGGGCCAGCCCCUGGCCCUCCCCGUAGACCCCAUCCAAGUGUUGCUUUCAAAGGCAAAUCAUCUCGCUUGUGCCUUUGACGCUCUUUCAGCCUCUGAUACGUCGUCCUCUUGAGUCUUGCCAGUCUUCCUCACUUCUCACCACCCCCGGGCCCUUGGCUGCCAUCUGCUCUCUUCCUCUUCUCGCCGCCGACGCCUUGUCUUUCUACUGGCCAUUUGGGGUUGUUAGCUUUGCUUUUUGGCUCUGCUGCUGCUCUCUUGCUCUCGUUCUUGCUCUCGCUCUCUCUCGCUUAUCCUUUCUCUCACUCUCCCGUCUCUCCCAUCCUCUCUUUCACUAACCCCCCUCCCCCCCCCCCCAAUUUCCAAUCUCCUUGCACUCCUUGCCGUUGCUCCAUUCUUCGUCCCUCGACUUCUUUCACGCAUCAUCAAACUCGCCAAACUCGUUGUUCCCGACCUCUUCGGCCGGCCACGUCCCUCAAAAAAAACAUUCGAGCGAUAUUCGAUAUCUGCCUCUUUUUUUCUCUUUCCAAAAAGGCCAACCCAUUCACCUGUUACCAGCGAACCUUAACUUCUUCCGCGACGUACCUUGCUAUUCCCUGCAACCGCUCGCUCGCUUUCUUCUCGCCCACUUUUUUCCCAUCUGAUUCGAGCACUACCACCGCCAACCAUUACGACCUUGCCUUGGGACCGACUCCAACUGACACUGGCCGCCGUAAACCAUUGCCCCCCCAGGCCCAGCCACUUUGCCUCGCCCACCUAGUCAUUCCAUUGGCGCCGCUUCUUGCGCGACUGAGCCCAAACCAUCUUCCAUUCUCCGCGUUCGACCGACAACCUCACCGGGACGUCGCCUUUCCUCCUCUUCCAUUCCAUCCAUCGCCUACCCGCGUCGAUCUUUUACUUUCCGACAAUUUUCCUUCACCUCGGACCGCGUGACGAGCUUUGCGAACCGGCCUUUUACGGCCGACAACAGCUCACUUAAGGGGUUGAGGAUUCUGGGAAGGCUUGCCGAUCCCCAAGAAGAUAGGAGGUGAGUGACGACACUCCAUGUUCAACUCUGCUUGAGUCCUCGACGCACCCUCACCACCAUCAAUCUCGUGCUCGCGCGACACACCGCCUCACCGAGGGAAGAGGCAUGUUCGCUCGUCUGUUGGUCCUAGCCCACGUUCACGCGCACCGCUUGCUCCGUCUCGGAUGGCCACCAGUCGACAAACACGGCCUCGGUCAUGUCUUAGACCUUGGAAUGAGAGGCAGAGGCGGUAGUGUCAUGAUUGAUCUAAUUGAGCCUACUGGUGCUGUUCAGCCCCUCCUGGGCAUCGUCGCUUGAUUCAUGCAGAACCGUUGGUCUUGCUUUGAACGUCUUGGCUAACCACCUCCCUGCUCUAGCUCGACAGCAUCAUGUCCGAGAGACCACAACCAUCCAACCCAGACGAAAUCACACCACAGAUUCAGCAAAACGGCCAGUCGAGUCAAGAAAUGUCCAAAGAAAAGGUGCUUCUGGCGCCAGAGGAGGGUGGAAAUUCAAAGAAGGGUAGGGGCUUCCUGCAUGUACCGUCUCGGUCUUCCUCGCAGCGCAAUCAAUCCUCCCCGACGUCGACAGGGCUGAGCGGAGCAACAGUCAGCGAUUCGAGAAACAGCAUCGGCGGACGUUCGAAGGAGUCCAAGGGUAGUUUUCUAGGACGCCAUCGAAAUGGCAGUGUCGGCAGCCACCGAUCCGGCAUCGAAACCGAACCUACCAACACCCCCGGCAACACGCAACCGAAUUCUCCCGUGAACCCCCCUCAGAAGAAGAAGAAAGGAGGGCUUUUCGCCCUCCUCGGGUGCUGCGGUGUCCCCGACAACGCGAACGCGAUUGAGAACGGCGACGACGCUGUCCACAAGCUCGACAAGCUGCCCGCAAGACCAACGACCGCCAAGUCUCGACAGCCCACCCCGCAGGACCAGCAACCUCCUUCGAACAAGCCGCAAAUUCAGGAGAAGCAGCCGCAGCCCGAGCAGCCAAUGACGGCAACCGAAAACAAAGGCAAGCGUGUGUCCGGAGCAACGACUGCCGAUGAUUCUACUGUUGGCGGAGAAGCUGGCGAAUCCAAGCAAAACGUCGUCAGCAACGCCGGAGCUAGUAGUGCUGCACCCGCGAUUACGGUAGAGUCGACUACUGGCGAGAAGACCAAGGAGGCGCCAGUGCUGGAAGCAGACAAGAAAGAUGCCGAGGGAGACGAGGCGAUGCCCGAUGCGACUCCCGAGCCCGAAGAGAAGCACCAAAUACCGCCCCCGGUAGAAGACGCGCCGACUAGCCAGCAGCUGCCGCCCCCUCCUCCGAACCCGCCGGUAUCAGCUCCUAUCGAUGAGGCCAUUCCAGAGCAAAAGUUCUUGCUGCCACCCAUUGCACCUGAGUUCAAGGGCAAGAAAUGUCUCGUGCUUGAUCUGGACGAGACCUUGGUCCACAGUUCAUUCAAGAUUCUCCACCAAGCCGAUUUCACUAUCCCCGUCGAGAUCGAGGGCAAUUAUCAUAAUGUCUAUGUGAUCAAGAGACCAGGUGUGGAUCAGUUUAUGAAGCGCGUUGGCGAGCUUUAUGAAGUGGUGGUCUUCACUGCGUCAGUCUCAAAGUACGGCGACCCGCUGCUAGACCAGCUCGAUAUCCAUAAGGUCGUUCACCACAGACUUUUCCGCGAGAGCUGCUACAAUCACCAAGGAAACUAUGUCAAGGAUCUUUCCCAGGUGGGAAGAGACUUGAAGGACACCAUCAUCAUCGACAACUCUCCCACGUCGUACAUUUUCCAUCCCCAGCACGCCGUUCCCAUUAGCAGUUGGUUUUCAGACGCGCACGAUAAUGAGCUGCUGGACUUGAUUCCCGUUCUAGAAGACCUCGCAAAGUCGGAUGUCCAGGACGUCAGCCUGGUUCUCGACGUUACACUUUGAAGCUAAAGAUACCAAUUUCUUUUCUUCGUUCAUCACCUCCGAAGAAAUUUGCAGGACCGCGUGUCCCAUCAUAGCGGCAGGCGUUUGGGUUGAGAUGGUUCGUUUCCAGCAGGUGUAGAUGUAUCACUGUCUAAUCUUACCUUAUAAUGAGCAUGGUGGAGGUACCAGACCACUGAGCCAGCUCACGGCGGCUUUCAUGCAGCAAAGCUCGAUGGCCGCAUUUCAAAGGACCGCGAGGAUGACAAUUUCCAUCAAAGAACCUCGGGAUCGGAAAGGGAAAAAAAGCCAGGGCACUUUGGAGCUUGGGAUGGCCGAAUUGGGGCAGCUGGGGCAUUUCUGCCACCUGGUGCUUCUUCGUCGGCAUUGUUCGAAUAAUGCGGUUGAGGAACCCAACGAAAGAUAUCUGUCUGUCGAAGACCAGUCAUCAUGAAGAACAAAAAGGCGGCUAGGAAUACCAUGGGUCCUCGUGUUGGAAUCUGAAGGGGAUGAUGCCCUCUACGUGGCAGGAUUUUGUUUUCCCUUUGUUCAUUUUCUAUGUCUGAAUUGUACCCUCCACCACCAUCACCACCACCACUAACACUACCCCCAUACUACCACCAUUCUCCGGGAGUCUGCAAGCAGACAUUUCAUCUUCCUGCGUUUAUAGCCGGCAAUUGUCGAUAAGGAGAGCGCUGUUGCAGGAAAGCGUUGCGUUGUGUUGUAUUUCACCAUGCGCUGCAUAAGCUGGCGCCGUCAGAUGGAAGCUUUCAGCUGCAGAACGCGGCUGCUUCCUAGAUAUACAGUACCCUCAAAUUCAAUUGAAAGCAUUCACAAG
Molecule: messenger RNA, 3794 nt
Organism: Colletotrichum scovillei
Lineage: Eukaryota; Fungi; Ascomycota; Sordariomycetes; Glomerellales; Glomerellaceae
Product: NLI interacting factor-like phosphatase
Exons: 3
Coding region: 1460-2980 (506 amino acids)
Cellular component (GO): plasma membrane
Molecular function (GO): phosphoprotein phosphatase activity
Source: RefSeq, a predicted model, not a curated record